Messenger RNA from Caenorhabditis remanei, 987 nucleotides. RefSeq lists its product as uncharacterized. The coding region runs from base 1 to 987 and encodes 328 amino acids. Gene Ontology annotation, molecular function: histone deacetylase activity. NCBI's taxonomy places the organism in Eukaryota, Metazoa, Nematoda, Chromadorea, Rhabditida, Rhabditidae. The record is from RefSeq and is a predicted model, not a curated record. The transcript is spliced from 7 exons.
AUGACAGAGCACUAUGAAGAAGAAGACUAUAGUUUAGAACGUCAUCAACGUCCAAUCGUUUAUCACUCAGAAUACAAUGUAUCAGCAUUCGGAAUAGAGCAUUUGCACCCAUUCGAUACAUCGAAAUGGCGUCGCGUUAUUUGCUAUCUAAAGGAGAUGAAUCUAAUCACGGAUUCUACUCUUGUCGAGCCGAAUCUGCCAACUUUUGAAGAAUAUCUCAAAAGUGUACGAAACCCGCUAAAAGCCGCUCAAAUCGUGGAGAUCCCUCUUGUCGGGUGUCUGCCACCAUGUAUUAUCGAGAACAAACUUCUCCAUCCCCUCCGAUUACAAGCCGGAGGAUCGGUGCUCGCCGCGAAUUUGGCGUUAAAAUACGGUUGGGCGAUAAACGUGGGCGGUGGCUUCCAUCAUGCUUCUCACUCCGAUGGCGGAGGAUUCUGUUUUUAUGCGGAUAUCACUAUGGCGAUAUGCGAUUUGUUUGAUAAGAAAGCGAUCUCUCAAGCGAUUGUUGUUGAUUUGGAUGCUCAUCAGGGUAACGGUCACGCCCGUGACUUUGCCGACAACAAAGAUGUCUUCGUGUUCGAUGUAUUCAAUCCAAACGUCUACCCUCAUGAUCGAGAAGCUCGUCAAUUCAUUAACAAAGCGGUUCAUGUCGACGGUCACACGACUGAUACCUCCUAUAUCUCCGAAUUACGCAAACAGCUGACUCAAUGUAUCGAAGAUCGAGAGACGCUUCAUCCGCCUGGUUUCGAUUUCAUCAUGUUCAAUGCGGGAACGGAUUGUCUGUUUGGUGAUCCGUUGGGCGCCAUGAACUUGAGUCCACAGUGUAUAAUCGCUCGAGAUGAGAUUGUGUUCAAGUUGGCAAAAUCGAAAGGAAUCCCGAUAUGUAUGCUAACAAGUGGUGGCUACCAGAAGGACAACGCUCUGCUAAUCGCCAAGUCUAUCGAGAAUCUCAACUCCAAAAAUCUAAUCGAUCUCAGUAUCAAUUGA